This is a messenger RNA of Fibroporia radiculosa, 966 nucleotides long. RefSeq lists its product as uncharacterized. Lineage: Eukaryota; Fungi; Basidiomycota; Agaricomycetes; Polyporales; Fibroporiaceae. The transcript is spliced from 2 exons. The record is from RefSeq and is a predicted model, not a curated record. The coding region runs from base 1 to 966 and encodes 321 amino acids.
AUGAGUGCUACUGGAGGUGCAAUGCCAGUAUUUCUCACCUCUGUUGCACUCCCCCCAUCAUCUACGCCAAAUUCCACCAGUCCCUCAGCAUCCUUGUCUUUUCACUCUAUAUCUUCUGCAUUGUCACCCAGGCAAGCUACGGAAUCAGGAGAGGUUUCCAGCGUUGUAGUCUACGCCCUAGCACCAUCAUUGGCUGGCCUCAUAAGUGCCUCAACGCCAAGCUCUGUCCCGGUAGCGACAACGACUACAGAUUGGAGAACCCACACUGUCAUCGAAGACCAGCCGACAGGUCCUGCAUCCUCUCUUUCAGCACAUACUGGGAUUGUAGGUCAAUAUGGCUUGAUCAUCGGCGGAAGCCUGGGCGGACUGGCACUUCUAGUGGUGAUAGUCGUGGUUGCGUGGUCUUGCACACGAAGGAAAGCGGGACAGUACGCCAUGAUCGAAGAGGAGGAUGUGAUGCCAGACCCAUACAUAAUGUCAGGGCCUCAGCUUGUAGAGACCAACGUGUCCAUAGUCUCAAGCAUGCCCGACAAGCCGGAGCUCGUUUCGAUCCCAUGGAUUGACAGUGGCGAGUCUUACGUUGCAUGGAGACAAAUGCACCUUGAGCGGAACAUUCUUCCACCAGCGACUUCAUCGGCACUCACACACUCAUCGUCCACACGCAGCCUGGUUGAAUGGCGCUCGGACACGCUGGACCCUACAGAGCAACACAACGAGUCUUCACCUCCUGCUCAAAUGGUCAAGGAUGACCCAGAUGCCGAACUCGCAAUAUUAGGGCCUCCUGAACAUACCGACCCUGAACAUAUCGACGAUAUCGCGGACGAGAAGGCGCCUCAGAAUAUACCUCAUCCUUCGCUCGCGCACAUACGCGAAGUCGACUCUGGGAUGCGAUUCCGAUAUGACGUAGACUCUACGAGUCUAGCGGCGACCAUGGCGGACCUCCCACCAAAGUAUACAGCGGAUUGA